AUGAAAAAUCCACUGGUAAAGGAUGCUGCUAACCGUUACAACACGUACACGUACAACGAAACCGUACAUUCCGAAAGGAUACCGGACGAGAUACUUUCCGUAAGAUACGAAGAUGGAAAAUGGUCGAAGCCUUACUACGACUGCGGCGGCGGCAACAUUUGGAUGCUGACCUACACUGUACCCUUUUUCGGCUACUUCAACAACACCUACUUUUUCAAAGGGACAAGUGGAAUCGACAUAGACCUGAGACGAGUGGACAUCGACCAGUGUCCACUACCGAAGGACAGUACGCAGCUCAACAUUUUCGCCGCCUCGGACAAAUGCAAAAAACGCACGACGGAAUGUGUACCAUUAUCAGGACUAGGAUUCCGGCGAGGAAGUUACAAGUGCAUUUGUCGACGCGGUUUUUAUUUUCCGGAUACGAAGGCAGAGAGGAGAUACUACAAUGGAACAGUUAUAGAAGAGGAAUAUGAGAAACUUAUGCUGGGUGAAAAUAACCAGUACAGCAAAGACGGCAUAUUCGAAUGUCUGCCUUGUCCAGAGGGCUGUGAUUCCUGUGAAGAUGACCGGCCCUGCGUCGUCUCACUCAACUGGGUUAUGAGAACCGUCAUUUUAGUCCUGUCGUGCGUUAUAAUAUGCUGCUUACCCAUCGUUGUUUACUUUACUUGGAAAUAUGGAAAUGUUAAGAUGAUUGUAAUGUAUCCUAGACCCAAUAUCUACACCUGCACUGCAAGAGUUUGGCUACGUGAAAUUGGAUUUUCCUUAACGUAUGGCGCCUUGAUGUUGAAAACCUGGAGGAUUUCGGUUAUAUUUCGAGUGAGAUCUGCCAAAGCAGUUAAGAUCACUGAUGUGAAUUUAUUAAAACGCCUGGGAAUUAUAGUGGCAAUUUUCACGGUGUUUCUUGUAAUAAGAACACUGGUCGCUCCUCCCGUUGUUAUUGUCGGACGUACGGCUGAUGACCUAAAGGCAUAUUUAUGCAGAACCGACUGGUGGGAUCACUCCUUCACGACACUUGAGGUCCUGUUUCUGGUUUGGGGCAUCAGGCUGUGCAUCGUUGUUAGGAAAGCACCUUCGGAAUUCAAUGAAAGCCGAUUUAUUUCCAUGGCAAUUUAUAAUGAAUUCCUACUAUCGGUCUUCCUCAACAUUUCAAUGCUAUUUCUACAAAAGCCGGCUAAUCCUGAUCUACUCUACAUCAUCUUCUUCUGCCACACACAAUUGACAGUUACUCUUCUUCUGUGUUUAAUAUUUGGAAGCAAGGCAUUUUUGGUGUUCAAAAACCACGACUCAAGCGAAGACAGCUCCGGAAUGAUGUCCAAGACCCCAACGUCCAAAUUCAUCAAAGCCCGCUCUGGCAAUUCCCAAUACACGAGCACAAACUCGUCAAUGGGAGGACUCGAUUAUUCCAAAUACACCGAACAAGACGUCCAAGAAGAAUUCCUAAGACUCUACACCCAACUGGAAGUGCUCAAAGAGAAGAACAUGAGAAUGGGCAACCGUCACUUGGCAUCGAAAAUAACUGCGAUGCAAGACGCAGCCAGGAGCCACGAUCAACCGGAAAGAACGCUGUCGAAAAUAAACAACACCCUGUGCGUUGUACCGGAACAAACCGUCAACGAUAUCAUUUUGGAAGAGCCUCCGGUUAAAACCAAACGACAGAGCGUCUCCUUUGCAUCCGAAACCGAAACCAACAACGACGCUGGCAGCAACAUGAACAAAGAGAAAGUGCUCGAAGAAAUUGCUAGUAGCAGCAAAGAUGCUUCAAUAGAGCUGACGACCAAAGAAGACAGAAAUGAAAGUCCUUCUGUAGAUCGUAAUGGGAAGUAUCUUAAGUCGGGACAUGCAAGGACGCAUGCGAUUGUUAUUAAUUUAGAUGAUAAGAGUAGAUUUACCGAAGAAGUUACCGUUUAA
Messenger RNA from Aethina tumida (small hive beetle), 1908 nucleotides. Its product is annotated as probable G-protein coupled receptor 158. The transcript is spliced from 9 exons. Lineage: Eukaryota; Metazoa; Arthropoda; Insecta; Coleoptera; Nitidulidae. The coding region runs from base 1 to 1908 and encodes 635 amino acids. Gene Ontology annotation, biological process: G protein-coupled receptor signaling pathway. The record is from RefSeq and is a predicted model, not a curated record. Gene Ontology annotation, cellular component: membrane. Gene Ontology annotation, molecular function: G protein-coupled receptor activity.